Paralichthys olivaceus (Japanese flounder) is the source of this 2546-nucleotide messenger RNA. Its product is annotated as protein phosphatase PTC7 homolog. Gene Ontology annotation, biological process: protein dephosphorylation. The record is from RefSeq and is a predicted model, not a curated record. Gene Ontology annotation, molecular function: protein serine/threonine phosphatase activity. NCBI's taxonomy places the organism in Eukaryota, Metazoa, Chordata, Actinopteri, Pleuronectiformes, Paralichthyidae. Gene Ontology annotation, cellular component: mitochondrion.
CGGCUGUCCGUGACGUCAUGCUUGUAAUCGGCCGGGGACCCGUAUGUACUCGCCGCUCUGGAAGAAGUGAGGAAUCAUGUUGGAGAGGAGGAAGUUCAGCGGAGGAUCUGCGUCCAUGAGCGGCUCACAGACUUGAACAGCCCGGGGACGGACGGUGGAGCUCUACGAGAGGUCGGAGAGACUUUCCUGCGGGGCGAGGAUUUCACGGGCUAGUCCGUGUCGAAUGGACGGAUAGAGGGCGGGCAGACAGCCGGGAAGACAAGAAGAAGCAGCCGAGAAGGGCAGGCGGCCGGGCCGGCGAGAGGGAGACAGAGAGAGCGGCGAGGAGGAUUCGCGUGUGCAGGGGGGGUCGAACCGAAACGGUGCCGCUCCUAGCCGGGGGAUGUUAUCCGUACUGUCGUAUGGCAGACUGGUAGCCAGGGCUGUCCUGGGCGGGCUGUCUCAGACGGACGGCCGGGACUACAGCCUGAUCACCGCCAGCUAUGGCUUCGGGAAAGACUUUCGCAAGGGGAUCCUGAAGAAAGGGAUGUGCUACGGGGACGACGCCUGCUUCAUAGCGCGGCACAGGAGCGCGGAUGUGCUGGGUGUAGCAGAUGGCGUAGGUGGCUGGCGUGACUAUGGCGUUGACCCCUCUCAGUUCUCCGCCACCUUAAUGAGAACCUGUGAGCGACUGGUGAAGGAGGGACGCUUCAUUCCCAGUUACCCAGUAGGCAUUCUGACCUCUGGCUACUACGAGCUUCUACAGAACAAAGUUCCCCUGCUGGGGAGCAGCACAGCCUGUAUCGUGGUUCUGGAUAGACAGAGUCACCGGCUACACACAUGUAACCUCGGGGACUCUGGUUUCCUGGUGGUCCGGGAGGGAGAGGUGGUCCAUCGCUCGGACGAGCAGCAGCAUUAUUUUAACACGCCCUUCCAGCUGUCAAUCGCUCCCCCUGGAGCAGAAGGGGUGGUGCUCAGUGACAGUCCUGAAGCAGCUGACAGCUCCUCCUUUGAUGUGCAGCUCGGUGACAUCAUCCUAACAGCAAGUGACGGCCUCUUUGACAACAUGCCAGACUACAUGAUUCUUCAGGAGCUCAAAAAACUGAAGACCACCAACUAUGACAGCAUCCUGCAGACUGCACAGAGCAUUGCAAAGCAAGCUCACGACCUCGCCUAUGACCCCAACUAUAUGUCUCCUUUUGCACAGUUUGCCUGUGACAAUGGUCUGAAUGUGAGAGGAGGGAAGCCAGAUGAUAUCACGGUGCUGCUGUCCAUUGUGGCUGAAUAUACAGACUAAAAGAGUGUAUGUAUCUGUGUGUGUGUGUGUGUGUGCUUCUUGGGGCGGCUGAUCCUUCCUUACCAUCUGCCUGAGUCUUCCACCUGCAGCCCUCCCGAAAUGCACUGUGUCCACUGGGCUGAUUAGGAGAGGCCCGCUAACACAACACACUCCCCGCUGCAGGACGUCCACCUGAGUGACAUUUUGAUUUCUUCUUCUGUUUCGUUUGGGUGCUUGGACGGUUUAAGAAGAAGCAGGCAGCUAGCACAUAUUCAUGUUGAUCAUGAUGCAGGAGGCGCCGAGUAUAAUGGGUUGAGGAAUGCAUCGUCAGUCUCCCAUGUCCCUUAGUGACAGUCACUAGGGGUUUUUAAAUCUUGUGGCAAUUGAAAAAGUUAUAUUUUAAGAGGAGUAAGCCAUGGUUUUGGGUUGUCAACAGUUGUGACACGUCUGUCUGUGUUGUUCUCCUUAAAUCUGUUCCAUGUCGUAAACAUGUUUGAACAAACCAUACAGACAGACUGAGUGGGCUGGGAGUGGAGGAGUCUUUACAGGGAAUGAAAAGUAAUAAGUGGAUUUAGGAAUGUUCCUUAAUUUGCUCAGAUCAAAGUAGAGAGAAACUAACCCUUGUUAAAGCUCACAUGCGAAGGUUAAUCAGGUUUGGUUACUUGGUCGGGGGAUCUAUCGGUGCGCACAUCCUGAUAUGUUGUAAAUAUUUCUGUGUUUUUAGGGCUAUGCCCUUUUCUGUCAUCUUUGCUUGGUUUUAUUUAAAGCAAGGAGUUAUUUUGUUACUGUUGUGGAAGAGAUACACAUGCAUUCAGAAAUAUAUUAUUUUCCUGUAUAGAUGUUGAUAUUGAAGUGAGCUUUACCAAUCCCACACUUCCACUUGCUGAAAUGAACAAGAAUAUAUUAGCAGAGACUGAUCGCUUCCGUUGUGUGGUAGAAAGGAAUAAAUGUGCAUACGUGUGUGUGUGUGUGUGUGUGUGUGUGUGGUAAAGAUGUGAGGAAUUGUUGUUGGAAUAUGUGGCAUGUUCGAUGUUAAUAUUUGUUCUCUCACAAAGCUAAAGCUAGCAUCUGGAAAAGCUUGCAAUUGCAAUGAUAGGUCAGGCAUGAAUUUUAAAGGAAAAUACUAUUUUUUUAUGUUGCUGUUUUAAAAGUGUCUGCUGACGAAGUUUGUGUGAUGGAUGAAAAAAGGAUCCAGAUAUCUUAAAGUGAGUGUGAAUUGUUACUAUUUCUCUGUUCCUUUUUCUACAAUUGUUUGCUGCUUCGUGUGUGUGUGUGUGUGUGUGUGUGUGUG